GCCCGGUCGCCGAGUGGCGGAGAGGUGACGGUAACCGCCUUCCCAUUUCCGCCCGGCCGGCCGCUCAGCGGGGUGAGUGCGGCAGAGAGCGCUCGGUCCUGCCUCCGCCCGCCCGCGCCGGGGGCUGGCCUUGCCUCGCCGGCGCCUUUUUCCCCCGCAGCGCGGCGCCGCUUCGCCACUCGGGCACCGCAGGUAGGGCAGGAGGCUGGAGCGCCUGCUGCCCGCCGCCCGUAAGAUGGUCCCCUCGGCUGGACAGCUCGCCUUGUUCGCGCUAGGUCUCCUGUUGGCUGUGUGCCAGGCCCUGGAGAACAGCACGUCUGCCCUGAGUGACCCGCCUGUGGCUGCAGCUGUGGUGUCCCACUUUAAUGACUGCCCAGAUUCCCACAGUCAGUUCUGCUUCCAUGGAACCUGCAGGUUUUUGGUGCAGGAAGACAAGCCAGCAUGCGUCUGCCAUUCUGGGUACGUGGGUGCGCGGUGUGAGCAUGCUGACCUCCUGGCCGUGGUGGCCGCCAGCCAGAAGAAGCAGGCCAUCACCGCCUUGGUGGUGGUCUCCAUCGUGGCCCUGGCUGUCCUCAUCAUCGCAUGUGUGCUGAUACACUGCUGCCAGGUCCGAAAACACUGUGAGUGGUGCCAGGCUCUCAUCUGCCGGCAUGAGAAGCCCAGCGCCCUGCUGAAGGGAAGGACUGCUUGCUGCCACUCCGAAACAGUGGUCUGAAGAGCCCAGAGGGAGUUUGGCCAGAUAGACUGUGGCAGCCUGAGGGAGAAAGGACUUCUUCAGGACCAGCUGGCUUCCUACUCUGCCAGCAAUCACCUGUGCAGCCUUUUUGUCUUUUGUGGGCCUUCCUUCACAACUCUGUCAAGAACUCUGUCUGCUUGGGGUUAUUUGGUGUGACCUAGAGAAGAAAUCAGUGGAUCACGGUUUCAAGACUGGUCAAAAAAGAAUUGCAAGGGGGUGGACUUCCUGUUGACCUCACUAAGGUGUGUGCGUCUGCCGGCCUCAGAGCCCAGAGACGUGUUGUCGUCUUCUGCCAGUCACCGAGGCCAGGCUGUGUUUCUUUUCCAUGGGCCCAUGUACCCACAACAGUAUCCAUCCUCCCCAACCCCAGAGAUUGCUGUCGUUGAGUUUUUUCUCAUCCUUUUAUUGGAGAAGAAGGUGGAAAAAGGGUAACUAUUGGUUAUGGGAAGAUGUCAAAUGUGAGAGGAGCCGUGUAUGUCCUCUGC
Messenger RNA from Lontra canadensis (Northern American river otter), 1221 nucleotides. It is a transcript of the gene TGFA, whose product is annotated as transforming growth factor alpha. The transcript has 6 exons. Lineage: Eukaryota; Metazoa; Chordata; Mammalia; Carnivora; Mustelidae. The record is from RefSeq and is a predicted model, not a curated record. Bases 236 to 715 code for a protein of 159 amino acids. Gene Ontology annotation, biological process: positive regulation of cell population proliferation; positive regulation of mitotic nuclear division; epidermal growth factor receptor signaling pathway.